CGCUUGUUGACAAACAGUUUCUUUUUUAUUUUGGAAGAAGUUUUACAACAAGCUCCGGACACUAGCAGUCAGAAAAAUGUCCACGCCGAGGUUCAAAAAGGAUAAAGAAAUCAUCGCGGAUUACGAGAGUCAAGUAAAAGAGAUCCGGGCCCAGUUGGUGGAGCAGCAGAAAUGUAUGGACCAGCAGACAGAAAUGAGGGUCCAGCUGCUGCAGGAUCUCCAGGACUUCUUCAGGAAAAAGGCAGAGAUUGAGAUGGAGUACUCCAGAAACCUGGAGAAGCUAGCCGAGCGCUUCAUGGCAAAGACCCGCAGCACCAAGGAUCACCAGCAGUACAAGAAAGACCAGAACCUGCUGUCACCAGUCAACUGUUGGUACCUGCUCCUGAACCAAGUGAGGAGGGAGAGUAAAGACCACGCCACACUGAGCGACAUCUACCUCAACAACGUCAUCAUGAGGUUCAUGCAGAUCAGCGAGGACUCCACGCGGCUACUAAAGAAGAGCAAGGAAAUAGCCUUUCAGCUCCAGGAAGACUUAAUGAAGGUCCUAAAUGAGCUAUACACAGUGAUGAAAACCUAUCACAUGUACCACUCGGAGAGCAUCAGCGCCGAGAGCAAGUUGAAGGAGGCUGAGAAGCAAGAGGAGAAGCAGAUCGGCAGGGGAGAUCCGGUCUUCAGUAUCCGAAUGGAGGACAAAUACCAGAAACGCAACUCCGUGAAGAAGAUUGAGAAGAUGAAAGAAAAGCGUCAAGCCAAGUACUCAGAGAACAAGAUGAAGUCGAUCAAAGCGCGGAACGAGUACCUACUGACACUGGAAGCGUCAAACUCCUCCGUUUUCAAAUACUACAUCCACGACUUGUCGGACUUAAUUGAUUGCUGUGAUUUGGGGUACCACGCUAGUCUGAAUCGGGCAUUGCGGACCUACCUAUCAGCUGAAUAUAACCUCGAGACGUCACGCCAUGAGGGUCUUGACAUUAUUGAAAAUGCUGUGGACAGUCUGGACCCACGCAGUGAUCGGCAGAGGUUCAUGGAGAUGUAUCCUACGGCCUUCUGCCCACCGACAAAGUUCGAGUUCCAGCCUCACAUGGGAGAUGAGGUGUGUCAGAUCUCAGUGCAGCCGCCAGUGAACGGAGAGCUUAUACUGAGGUUCCAGCAGCUGCAGUCUCGCCUGGCUACCUUGAAGAUCGAAAAUGAAGAGAUCAAAAAGACGUCAGAGGCCACCUUGACCACCAUUCAGGACAUGGUGACCAUCGAAGACUACGACGUGUCCGAGUGUUUCCACCACAGUAGAUCCACCGAGUCGGUCAAGUCCACUGUGUCGGAGACGUACCUCAGCAAGCCCAGCAUUGCCAAGAGGAGGGCCAACCAGCAGGAGACAGAGCAGUUCUACUUCAUGAAAUUCCGGGAGUUUCUGGAGGGCAGCAAUCUCAUCUCCAAACUGCAGGCCAAACAUGACUUACUGAAGAGGACACUUGGUGAAGGCCACCGAGCUGACUACAUGACCACAAGCAGACAUCCCAAUGGUCCGCUCAAAACCCACACUGGCACCCGGCGGGCUAGACCCCGCUCUGUUUUUAAUGUUAGGUUAUUUAAUGGCAAUUUGGAGUCAUUUAUCAAGGACUCCGGACAAGCUAUCCCCCGUGUGGUUGAAAGCUGUAUUCGCUACAUAAAUUUGUAUGGCCUCCAACAUCAAGGAAUAUUUCGUGUAUCUGGAUCCCAGCUGGAAGUCAAUGACAUAAAGAACUCAUUUGAGAGAGGAAACGACCCUCUGACAGAUGAGGAGAAUAACCAUGACAUCAACUCGGUGGCUGGCGUUCUCAAACUUUACUUCCGGGGUCUGGAGAACCCUCUUUUCCCCAAAGAGAGGUUCAAUGAUCUGCUCUCGUGCAUCAGAAUAGAAAACCUGUAUGAGAGAGCGCUGUACAUCCGCAAGAUCCUCCUGACCAUUCCGAGAUCGGUCCUCAUUGUCAUGCGCUACCUCUUCGCCUUCCUCAACCACCUGUCCCAGUACAGUGACGAGAACAUGAUGGACCCGUACAACCUGGCCAUAUGCUUUGGCCCUACACUCAUGCCCACGCCAGACAGCCAGGACCAGGUGUCCUGCCAGGCCCACGUCAAUGAGAUCAUCAAGACCAUCAUCAUCCACCAUGAGACCAUCUUUCCUGAUGCCAAAGAACUGGAUGGCCCCAUCUACGAGAAGUGCAUGGCUGGAGGAGACUAUUGCGAGAGCCCCUACAGUGAGCAUGGAGCCCUGGAGGAGGUAGACAAUGAGGGAGGAACGGAGACGCACACCAGUGAGGACGAGGGUGAGCCCAUUGAAGCCAUCGCCAAGUUUGACUAUGUCGGGCGCUCAUCCAGGGAGUUGUCCUUCAAGAAGGGCGCCUCUCUGCUGCUGUAUCAACGGGCGUCUGAAGACUGGUGGGAGGGACGCCACAACGGCAUUGACGGCCUAGUGCCACACCAGUAUAUUGUGGUCCAGGACAUUGAUGACAACUUCUCAGACACUCUGAGUCAGAAGGCUGACAGCGAAGCCAGCAGCGGCCACGCCGGCGAGGAUAAAUGCUCGGGAAAAGACAUCGGCUCGCCCACUGACACAAAGAUCUCUGAGGCUUACAUCACCAGCAGACACAGGAAAAGAUCAGAACCGCCCUCUCGGCGGCCUCCUGCCCGCCCCAGUGAUGUCCACUGCAAGGUGCACCCUUCCCAGCAGGGUCACAGCGGGCAUGGAGGCACUCCUGAGAUGGGCUCCCCAGUCCUUGGCCAUUUCAGCCCACGGGACAUGCUGCGGAGUCGUAACCACUUGCCCAUGGACAGCCCAGAGCGUAGGCGCCGCACUGGUCACAGCAGCCUGACCAACAUCAGCCGCCACGAGUCCCUGAAGAAGAUGGAGAGCCCUCCGAUCCGCCGCUCCACCUCUUCGGGCCAGUACACAGGCUUCACUGACACCCACCACCACCAUGGCGGCAAGCCCCUGGAUCCGGAGACCAUCGCACAGGACAUAGAAGAAACAAUGAACACGGCCCUGAAUGAGCUGCGGGAGCUGGAGCGGCAGAGCUCAGCCAAACAUGCCCCUGACGUGGUGCUGGACACCCUGGAGCAGCGGCAGACCUCCGGCAGUAGCGGCGGGGGCCCCACGCCGGCCAGUUCCAGCGAGUCCCUCAGCCCCAUUCACGGCGUCAUGCUGAGGUCCACCGCCAACACUGAGCCGCCCAUCCGCCGCAGCACCAGCUCCUCCAGCGAUACCAUGAGCACCUUCAAGCCUAUGGUAGCACCCCGCAUGGGGGUGCAGCUUAAACCCCCCGCCUUGAGACCCAAGCCCAUGGUCCUGCCCAAAUCCAACCAGGUCCCACAGCCUCCAGCUACAUCUCAGGAGUCUCUGGACAAGUCCUGCACCAUGUAACCUCUGGGACUGAAACCAGACACGAAAAACAAGAUAAACUCUCAAUAACCAACAUCCACGGCGGCUUCAAAGUGCCAGCAAUGUCCCUACUUUAAAGAUCGUGUAGAAUACAUGGACCUGGAGAGGAAAAGACAACUCACAUUUUGAGCUAGCCGUUUCCUUUUGGUGUUCUGAAGUUAAAAAAGUAGAUCCUUAAGGUCACUCUGACACUAGUGUAGGAGUUAGGAAUUUGUCAGCAGGACAAAUCUUCUGUCUCAAUAACACGUGCACAGUUAUGUGUUUAAGCUUCAGUUAAUAUUAUCUAACAUAAGUCUGUUUCUUAAAGAACUCAAACAACAAAUCACAAAGGCUUCCUUUAAGGUUUUAGAAAAUGUACAAUAGUUAGUUUAGUUUACAGACAUUCAUGAACUGUGUAACUCUGAACAAAACACAGGGCAUGUAACUCUUCUGUUUACCACUGAACCUGAAACGGAGCUUGAUGAGAACUGUAGUGACCACAGUGGCAUUCUCACCAGUAGAAUU
Scomber japonicus (chub mackerel) is the source of this 3919-nucleotide messenger RNA. RefSeq names its product SLIT-ROBO Rho GTPase activating protein 1a (gene srgap1a). Gene Ontology annotation, cellular component: cytoplasm. Gene Ontology annotation, biological process: negative regulation of cell migration; signal transduction. Gene Ontology annotation, molecular function: protein binding. The coding region runs from base 77 to 3397 and encodes 1106 amino acids. Lineage: Eukaryota; Metazoa; Chordata; Actinopteri; Scombriformes; Scombridae. The transcript has 23 exons. The record is from RefSeq and is a predicted model, not a curated record.